GGCUGUUGUGUUCGAUGCCCCGCCUGUGUCUAUGUGGCCUCGACUGAAGUGUUGUUGUUUUUGCAUUGCGGCUCAGAAAUGUGCAGAAUUUGGGGAGAGAACAGGCAGUGAGCAGUAAGAGAGCUAAAAAAGUUUAGCUCGCCUGCAGCUGCUAGCUCUGCAGCACAGUCACUGGCCCAUUAAACAUCAGAUAACAUGGCGAGCAAAGCGUUGCAAAGCCUGGGCCGUGCAUUGUGGCAGGGAAGCGGGCGGUCUGCGCGUGUCUGGGGCUCCGCGCACGUACCAGCACUAGCGUGCGGUACCGCUGCUUCCUGCGGCCCGGACAAGAAGUGUUGCGAGGUUCGAGACAGCACUAGCAGCGGCCCCGUCCCACCACAGACACAGCGGCCUCAACUCAGACCGAAAAAGCGCAGCGAGGACCCUGUUCCAGUGUCAGGACGGUCAUACUCGUCCAGCGCCCCGAAACUGGACACCAAGACGUACCUCUGGGCGCGCUACAAUGAAAUGAAACGACUGGUGCACGAUCUGCUUCCACCUGGUGUAUGCAAUCUGUUGAAUCCAGCAACAAUCUAUGCUAAUAAUGAAGUGAAUCUGGCAGAGGUUGACAUCUAUGGAUUUGACUAUGAUUAUACAUUGGCUCUCUACUCUAAUGCAUUGCACUCCAUGAUAUUCAACACAGCUCGUGACUUUCUUAUUGAGAAUUACAAGUAUCCGGAAGGCAUCAGAAAGUAUGAUUUCAUCCCUAAUUUUGCAGCCAGAGGACUCCACUAUGACAUUCAAAAGGGUUUGUUGAUGAAGAUAGAUGCUUUUCAUUAUAUCCAGCUGGGAACUGUAUACAGAGGUCUUCAGCCAGUGCCAGAUAAGGAAGUCUUGGAACUUUACAAUGGUACACACCAUGUUCCACUUAAUCAAGUCAGUGGAUUCUAUGGCAAGGGCCCCAAGAUGAAGCAGUUCAUGGAUAUUUUUUCAAUUCCUGAAAUGACACUGCUGGCUGUUGCUAAUGAUUACUUCAUUAGCAACAAUAUUGAAUAUGAUCCAGUUCACCUGUACAAGGAUGUGUCGGAUACUAUCCGAGAUGUGCACAUCAAAGGUUACAUGUACAAAUGGAUCAUGCAGGAUCUAGAGAAAUAUAUUCUUCGAGGGGAUGAAACCUAUGCUGUGCUUCACCGUCUUGCCAACAAUGGAAAGAAACUUUUUCUCAUCACAAACAGUCCCUUCAGCUUUGUUGACAAAGGCAUGAAUUAUAUGGUUGGAAAGGAUUGGAGAGAUUUUUUUGAUAUCAUCAUAGUCCAGGCUGAUAAACCCCAUUUCUUUAAUGACUGUAUUAAACCUUUUCGGCGGCUUGACAGGAAUGGUGACUUGCAAUGGGACAAAAUCAACAACCUUGACAAGGGUCAGAUUUACAAACAGGGUAACCUGUUUGAUUUCUUGAGGUUAACUGGCUGGAGAGGAUCCAAAGUGCUUUAUUUUGGUGAUCAUCUGUACAGUGAUUUAGCUGAUUUAAUGUUGCGUCAUGGCUGGAGGACUGCUGCCAUUGUGCCUGAGCUUGAAAUUGAAACAAAAGUAGUGAAUACAGAGCAAUAUGCACAAUCUCUUACCUGGCUUCAAGCUCUCACUGGGCUUCUGGAACGAAUGCAGAUGCAUCGUGACCCUGAAUCUCAAAAGGUUCUCCAGGACUGGCUUAAAGAGAGAGAAGAGCUGAGGGCAAUUACCAAGAACCUCUUCAAUCCUCAAUUUGGUAGCAUCUUCCGUACGUGCCACAACCCCACAUACUUCUCCCGCAGGCUCUGCCGUUUCUCUGAUCUCUACAUGGCAUCCUUGAGCUGUCUGCUGAAUUAUGACCUUAGCUACACCUUCUACCCCCGGAGAACCCCUUUGCAGCACGAGGCUCCCUUAUGGAUGGACCAGCUGUGCACUGGCUGUAUGAAGACUCCCUUCCUUGAGGAGAUGGCUCACAUUCGCUAAAGAAGCUGGGGAGAUUGGAAAGGGUGAUCUCAUGCAUUUAUGGGUGUUGUUGAAUACACUUCCUUCAUUUUGUGGACCAUAUCUUGUCUGAAACGACAAUACUUAAAAGAGUGAGCUCUAAGAAAGAGCAGCAAAAUUGGGAUGGCACUCCUGGAUGUCUUGAAAAUUGCACUUGUAAAUUAAGGUGGAACACGAUCUUGGAAGCAAAAGGUUUAAAAUAAAACUAUGCAUUGGAAUGUUGGAAUCCACUAUUGUGUUCAUGGGAGUGCUGGAGGUUGAACAUGGAAUUGGGAACAGAUGUUGUAAAUGGAUAACUGCGUUGAAGUUGAAAUGGACAAAACGCCUAGAAUCAUGCUGCAUUUUUUAAUCUUUCAACCUGUUUCUGUAUAAUGGGUUUGUGUGGUCAUGUUGGGUUUUUUUUUUGUUUGUUUUUAUAUAAAUGCACUCCUGUAAAUUUAAAAUUGUUGCAGGCAUAGUACAGUAUUUAGAAAAGGUAACAGAAGUGAAUAUUAAGAAUUGACCAUCUCUUGGCACUAAUGUCAGCUAACCAAGUAUUUCUGUUUCUAAUGUCUUUCUUAAUUUGUAGACAACUGUUGAGGAAUUUUCUUUUCAUUUUUUUUUACAGCCAAAGUACUCAACAGUUAUAAUAUGGUUAGUUCUGAAUAUUACACAUUUUCUGAUUUAUUUUACCCAUCUUUCACUUUGGCCUAAAUUUCUUGUUUAGAUAACACAUUUCAAAGAAAAGUUUUCUCUUUCCUUCACAGAGCUAGCCCCAGGUUUUUCCUUUCAUAUAGAACCAUAUGUUGAGUAAUCUUAAACUGCUGACCAUUGGUGGCAGGAUGGUUAUUUUUUAAUAUGAUGAUGAUGAAUGUUAGGAAACAAAAAGUUUGGUUUCUGAGUAUUAAUAGAUAAGGCAGCUCUAUAAACUGCCUCUGUUAAUCAACAUGUUUUCUGAAUUAAAUGGAACUAGAUGUUAAAUAUAAUAUUUGCAGAACCAUUUAAUGGAAAAUUUGAUCAAACAUUCACAGAGAAGCAUAUAGAAUGUUAACUGCUAAACUGGAGUCAUUUGUGAAUGUCAAUGUGGGGAAAUAUUUUGGAGAAGUAAUGUGCUUGAUGAAUUUUGCUUUGUUCGUCUCAUUCUUCUUGAAGCCCUGCUUGAGAGGAGUUACCUGCCUUGUCGCUGCUGUAUCCCUAGCAGUUGAGUAGCACAGCAUGCUGCGGGCUGGUAAAGCUUUGCUCUCCUGGCAUCGGGUGUUUUACCAGACCUGCUCCCCUGAUCCGUGUGUUUCUGUUACCUCUAGUCAUUUUUUUUAUUUAAUGCAGGAGAAAGUUGGUACCAAAAUAAGAGCGGAAUGAGAGGAAAGCUGGUUUUAAAUGUUGUACAGUCUUGUCACUAACUAGUAAGUAAGAUGUAAACUUUGUAUUUUAUGUUUAACAGUUUUUUAAGGCUUAUGUGAUGCUUAUUAUUUGUAUAGGGGGACAAUCUAAUUUGGUUAACAAGUUUGAAAAUGCUUUAAAAAUUUCCACUAGUUUUAGCAGUUUCCUUUAAAAAAAAACAAACUGGCUGGAAUCACUAAAGUGUAGAUGUUUGCCCCAAUCUCCACAUUUACUAACUUGGGGACAUUUACACCAGUCAGCUGUUGUCGUCUCUUCAUCUGAAGUGACUCGUUGUGAUGCUCGUUAUGAAUGAUAUUUAGUUUCCACACACGUUAUCAAAUCUCAUUGCUUACCCUUAAAGCAAAUGGCAGCGCAGCAUUAGGCAGCAGUAGUUUCAGAAGCAUAAAGCCAACCCAUUCCAAAUUUGUAGCUGCAAACAGGCCCAGCUUUCUUUUGUUACUUGAUAUUUGUUGUUGUUAUUGAACAGUAUUGUGUAUGAAGCAAAGCACACCAGUAAAGUCAACACAAUGUCGGAACAAGCUCAAACAGGCACAGGGAAAAAAUGUAAAACGUGGAGAGAGCUGGUGUUCUCCAGGCUGGUGCAGUGUAAAUAUUGCUUUGGUGCUUCCUCUCGUUUUAUUUAGCCUUAUUCAUUGUAACAGAAGUUUGUACCGUAACCGCUAGACGCACAACAUUGUCCCAGUUUUACAACUUUAUGUAUAGUAGAGUUUUUUUUUAAGUAAGAUUAUUAUUGUUGUUGAUUAUUUCAAGGGUUGUUUUUGUUGUUUUGGGUUUUUUUUUUUUUUUUUUUUUUUGGCCUUUGUAUUGCUCGAGAUAUCGGAUUGGUAUUCCAGGAUUAUAUGAUUGCACCUGUUCCAUUCUGACAAACGUCCCAUGGCGUUUAGCCUAAUUUGAUGUUUGAGGAUAGGUAACCUGGCAGAAGCAUUUGGUGAAGGCAGUUCUAAUUUGAUUAUGAACGAUGUUGUUUGGGUUUUGCACACAACGGCAGAUGUGCUGUGUUUAAAGCAGAAGAGGCAGAAGACUUGAGCAGCGUCUGUUGAGUUAAACCCCACUGGUUUACUCGUAGCAUGCAAGCCUGUGUUUUGUGUACCCCUGGUACUCUGGCUGCACGCUCUUCUAUCCUCUGGAAUGGCCCUACUUCUGGGUUUUUUUUUUUAUUUACAGUCAGGGUGUGAAUUACUGCACUUUUUUAAAUGUGUUGUUGGAAUGUGUUACAGUUUAGUUUUAUUAUUUUAGUUAAAACUCAAACAGGUCAAUUGAACUUAAAAUAUUCACAGCCCUGUUGGUGUUUGUCCUAUUUGUGCACCACGUAACUACUGGCUGGACAUUUUAUCUAGCUGAUACACAGAACUGUAUACAGAAUUAAGACCUUCAUGAGCAGGCAGAAGCAUCAACCGCACACCAUGCUGGUACACUAGGUAAAUUCCUGUUUACUUGGUUUUCAACUGUUGCUGUGAAGUUAAUUAUAUUCUGCUGUUUAGAGAAAUAGGCCUUUAUGGAAUCAACUCUUAUAAUUUACUGAAAAGAAGUCAUUUAGAAUGCUAGAGGUUUGAAAUUACUUUCCAUUCUGCAUUGCUUGCACUGAAAACUAAUCUCAAAAAUCUCUAAAUAAACUACCUAAUUUUGUAAUUAAUUGCGUCCUUAUAUAUGCAUAGAAUGGAUAAAGUCAAAUCAGAAUAGGAUUAGCCAAAGUGUGAUCUGUAUAGAACAAAGUAAAUAUCCAGAAAUGCCAUUUUAACCAGUUUUGUUUAGCAGUGAUUGGUUACAAUACAUGAAAUAAGAACUAGGUUUUUUUAAACUACCACAAUAAAAAAAAUGUACCGGGGAAAUGUUCUUGUUUUGGUUUUUGACAGCAAUGUAAUCUAUUUUUUUCUACUUGGUAUUGCUGGGUAACAGUUAAAUCCUUACUGCCACCUUAAGUGUGUCGUUUUGAAAUGACUUUCGCUUAACUGCCUUGCAGCUUAUUAGGCGAAGAAAUCCAAAGUCAUAGUUGCCAGCUGUGGAGUGGUGCCUCCUGAUAGAGAAGGCCGUGAGAGUUGGGAUCUGGGAUCAAAUAAGCCUUGGUGAGCAAUGCUAUGGUAAAGUUCUGGCACUUGAGCAACCUCACUUAAGCAGAAUCCUUCACGAUUAAGACCUGAAGGACAGUUGUGAAUGCCGGAGCUCUACAUACGCAGAGCUUCUAUUUCCUAUGCUUGUGGGCUUGAGAGGCCUGCAUCCGUAGCCUUACUGUAGAUACGGAUCUUCAAAAUUCUCAUUCUGGUGCUGGAGAAAAUCUUACAGUAUGUUCAAAGUAAAAACAAAUGUAUUUCCACUUUCUCUUGAAAUAAACCAUUUAAUACAACUGAUUUAUAAUUUCAAAAUAAGCAUGCUUAUUUUUUACAUUGCUUAUGUUCAUUGGAUUCAAAGAAUAAAGCUUAAUGAAG
Messenger RNA from Erpetoichthys calabaricus (reedfish), 5786 nucleotides. It is a transcript of the gene nt5dc2, whose product is annotated as 5'-nucleotidase domain containing 2. The record is from RefSeq and is a predicted model, not a curated record. NCBI's taxonomy places the organism in Eukaryota, Metazoa, Chordata, Cladistia, Polypteriformes, Polypteridae. Bases 196 to 1965 code for a protein of 589 amino acids. The transcript is spliced from 14 exons. Gene Ontology annotation, molecular function: 5'-nucleotidase activity.